Messenger RNA from Colias croceus (clouded yellow), 1404 nucleotides. RefSeq lists its product as uncharacterized. The record is from RefSeq and is a predicted model, not a curated record. NCBI's taxonomy places the organism in Eukaryota, Metazoa, Arthropoda, Insecta, Lepidoptera, Pieridae. Gene Ontology annotation, molecular function: protein binding. The transcript has 2 exons. Bases 1 to 1404 code for a protein of 467 amino acids.
AUGGCGGAUAAUGAGACCCGUUUAAGUUUGACUCGACCGACGCCUCUUGAUAUUAUUGCUUUCAUUCCAUACGCAUGUUACCAAAUGGAGGCCCAAUUCGAAGUCAGAGUGUUAACACGCAUUAAGAAGGAGUAUGUGAGUGUAUCUGAGAAGAAUAAAAAAACAAAACGUGAAAGAUCUAUCAUGCAAUACACGUCGACCGCGCGCAUGUCUCAAGAAAAGGAAAAAACGGAGUCACAGUUAGCGUUCGGCGUCACCGACCAAAGCCAGCUGGUGCUGAUCACCGCGAUCUGCGACAGCGCCGGCCAUCUUGUCGAACUGCUGUUCCAGCGUACCUCAGUGCCUCAACUGCUCCUGGAAGUCAUAGGCUUUUGUCUUCCAUAUCAGCCAUAUUUGAACAGAAUCACGAUACGCUGGGGAGCUAUUGAUGGUUACAGCAUCUAUGAGAUAACGAAACAUUUGCGACAGUCCCAAAUAACAGAAAUAUGCCUAGACGAUUCUCCGGUUGCGCACUACAAUCAAUAUUUGCUCCUCGAGUAUCAAACUAACUUAAAGUGCUUGAGUCUUGAAAGGUGCGGUUUGGUCGAUAGAGAUUGUAUUCGUAUCGCUGCUCAAUUAGUGUACCCACAGCCCGCAUCUCGUACCCUGCGCGUCUUGUCGCUGGCUUCAAAUACUAUAACCAACGAUGGCGCCAUUGCUUUAGGUUCAAUGCUACGCAGCAACCGACAGUUGCGAUUUCUUAACUUAUCUGGAAACCAAAUUUCAGACAGUGGAGCGGCAGCCAUCUUCAGUAGUUUGAUGGAAUUUCCUAUGACUUAUGAUGAAAUUGUAUCAAAAAGAGCACGAAGUAUAGAAUAUUUAAACAGACAAAAAGAAGUUUAUAUUAAAUGCUAUAAGGAGCUGCUCAAUACUCCCGUCGCAAAAUCAUUGGACGAUCGUGGCAGUGGAAAGAAGAGGAGCGUUCGCCCUAAGCGGCAGAGCACUACAGCUCUCACCACUAAUUCUGAACCACUCGCUCCCUCGGACAAUAUUGCUGCUAAAGCAAAAAAAAUGACAUUUGAUCUCAUUGGACCGAACAACGAAACAUUUUGUGCGAGAGACACUAUACGCAAAGAUUCUUACUUAUAUUCUAUCGGCAAUUUGAGUCUCUCUUACCUUAAUAUGUCCUAUAAUAACCUGGGACAUGAAAGUCUAGUAAAACUAUUAAAGGUGAUCCGAUACCAAGAGAGUUUAAAAUGCAAAACAGAUGAAGUUGGAUUGGUCCGAGUUAUGGUGGAGGGAAAUCCGAUGCCAAGUAGGAGUUGUGAACUGGAAGCCAUACAAGACUUCACUUACUGCAUCGGGAUGAGUGGAACACAAGUUAAAUGUGAAAAGCUCAAACCUAUGAAACUUGGUAGAAGAUAG